Messenger RNA from Amoebophrya sp. A25, 3561 nucleotides. NCBI's taxonomy places the organism in Eukaryota, Dinophyceae, Syndiniales, Amoebophryaceae. The record is from the annotation of a GenBank genome assembly.
UGUCUUUCUUUGAUCUGCAGCUUCCUGCUGAAUCGUCGAGCUGAAGAGUAAAAGUAUUGACUUGGUGAGUGUAAGAGAGAUUUGUUGUGUGACUGAGGAAACAUAUUUUAUCGGAGCUCCACAGUGCAAUACCAAUGAGGGUGAGGGAUUUACCAAAGAGGUCGUUGCUGACAAGCCUGUGCGUUCGAGUACCUGAGAUUUUGUACGUUCGAGAGUAGAGAUUUUGUUAUCCCCAAUGAGAUGCAGCUCGUCACCCCAGCCCCUUGUUGGUGUUUCCCCUUCGCAAAAGCGAGAUGUAGUGUAUCACUCCCAUUCAAAUUGUAGAAGUCGAUUGCGACAGGCAUAUUGAAUUUUGUCGUCUCCAAACAGGACACUGAAGUUUCAUUAGUAUUCCUUACGUCGAUCACCGUUUCAAAUUGAUCGACAUAUCAAGUUGGGGUAGCUAUAGCGAAUUCUUGGCUGACUGCAUCAUUCGUUCUUGUAUGUCGUAACUUUGUAUUUGUAUUUGAUUUAUCUUGAAUAUCAACUUAAAUGUUCGUGGGUAUUUGAUUGGCUAGUAUCUCCCUUUUGAAAGUGCAUGAAAGAAGAAAGACUAUGACCGAAAGACUUUAGCUUCGCGGAAUAGGAAUACGAGGAAGGGUGCAGCACUAUUCGGCGAGCUAGCUGGGUCUUUCGCAGUUCGAGCGAGCAACACGAUUUCGGUCAGAGAACAGCGGGGCUCCCGACUAGCACUUCCGCAACUGCAACAGAGAGUUUUUGGUCUACACCAGUUUUAACAACGCCAUUGGGCCUACCACGAAAUGAAGAGCUUUUAUCCCUGCAACAAUAACGAAGAAUUUAGAAAACACAGGUUCUUCAACUACAUGGAGGCACCGGCAACGGGCCAAAAUCGCUGAGCACCUGGAGGGGAUAGAAGAGGUACAAGAACUUCAUAGCAGUCGCCGCGCAGUCUUCCUCAGAUCAUGCUGGCUGUGACUGCAUGAUUUCGGGGUUUUUUCGCUGUUGAGAACGCAACCGCCCACUGCAUGUUGACACCGCGAUACUUCAGGUCAAAACUGCGAGUAAAAUUCAACGCGAGACAAUUUCCACAACAGUCUGCUGUAUGAGUAGCGAGGAUUAUUCUUUUCCGCGGGAAGUUAAAUCAGUAGCUGCGACCUGCAUAUGAAUAGAACGAUCACUUCUCGCUCUAUGAGUAGAAAUGGUAUACGCACAACGAUAGCGAAACGUCAUUUUUGGCGCUAGACGUCUAAAGCGCCUCUUCGAUACAACUGCUGAUGUAGCCGCGAAUGGACACACAAGCUACCAGAGGCGGUCUUUAUCGGCAUCAUCAGAGUUGAACUGAGUGGAGCUACCACGUGCAGCGUCCUGCUACGAGCGUAAUGAGGUUUCGACCUGCUAGCUUUCAACAAAAGCUUUGCUGAUUCACCAAAACAGUGCAGUUGGAGUAGAAAAAUCAGGAAAAAAGUCGUCAAGGCCCACUGCGCUACAUUUUCUGCGUCGCAAGGACAGUAUCGAGCACUGACUUCUCUCAGUGAGAACUACACUGCACCAGUAACCUUGACUUCUAGCACAACGCAGAGGCUCGCGGCUUUUAGUUUCUAGGACUACACAGCAGUACUGCUCGCUUCCGCCUCGCGGUAGGACAAGAUGGCGGACGUUGCGCCAGAGACUCUCGGAGAUGUCGGUCCCGGUGGCGAGGAGACCGCGAUCAUCAAUCCAACACCAGCGCGCAAGGAUCCGACAAGCAAAUUGAGCAUAAUCAAGCACUUGUCACCCCGGUCCAUCAUACAAGUCUUCCUCACAGUGUUGGCACUGGGUACUCACUUACUAUACUUCGAUGAGUAAUUAUGAACAUUGAACAAGUUACGUCUACGAAGAUGCAGGGAAUGCGGCUUGUAGUAAAAAAAUGUUGGUUAAUAUCGGUCUGGCCGGUAGUUUAGGAUGACUACUUGAGGCGCCAUAGUGAUGAUACUUUAUUUAACUAUGAAUAUAUCAGGUUCUGCGAUCGUCGCGUUCGUGUUUAGCAUAAUAUUUCGCGAUCACUUAACGGUACAAUUGGAAGCGAAUUAUACGGGGACACUAAAGGGCGACUCUGGAGCGAUGGUCUUGCCGUGCCUGCGAAGUACAUUGCAAGACCAGUGCAAUAACGAAAUGAACGACUUAUGCUACGAUAGGUGUUGCCCUCCAGGUAUUGCUUUUUUCAUGCGCAGAAACUGUAGCGAUUCUACUCCAUAUCAAUAGACAAAUCUUCCUUGGACGAUUGAUACUAGCCGGCUGUAAAAAGCAUAUUUGUCAUCCAAAAAAUAUUUGUUUCUUCGUCGAAGAACGAACUCUAUUCCACAAUGUGAUUCUACUUUUGAAUGAAAAAGACUCCAACUCGUCCGACAUUCAGGUUACAUCUGCGAGCGAUCACCAACGGUAGGGCUGUAUUGUCAAGACGGUGAAAAUAUGUGCGGAGGUGGUGAUCUCAAAAAGUUUGCCUGGUGUCGAGAUUUCGCAGAUAUACCAAGAACAUGCAAGUCCGAAGUGUGCCAGACAAAGGCUAUGGUUCCUUUUAGACAUCCUUAUUUUGUAUUUUAACAACCCUCUGGUGGAUCUGGAAUAUUUGUUUUUUCCCCCUGGGAGAAAGAGAAGCUCCUCGUCUUAAAUAAUUCCUUCAUCCAAACUUCUAAAUAAUCAUUGAUGAAAAAAUGAAUGAGCCAACAACUACCCCUCCAAUUUCAAAAGAUACAGGUACACGACAUGACCCUACCAGCCUUUUUUCUAGCAGGAAUCGGAGUCGUGGCGGAUGUUGUAGACUGUGUGGUCUUUUUCGCAGUACCAGACUCCGUUCAGUGCAAAGCAGGCGUGAACCUUUUCAGCAGUUGCAUGAAAUGGUAAGUACCAAAUAAACAUAUACUAGAGUAAGAAUGUAUAAUAUGUAUGCUUCUGUCAGUAAAUGAGUAGCGUGCAUCUUCAUCUGAGUGUUUUGUCCCUCUAACUAUAGCAAUAGUUAUAGUUUUUACUACUCAUCUUCGCCUUGCAUCAUCAAUACUAAAACCACUACUACUCCUAAUAAACGUGAUGUUCCUUAUAGUUUUUACCACUCACCAUACUAAUCAGCGUGUUCCUUUUUCGUACUCAUCUAAUAGUUUGCUGUGCCUUUUGCAGAUGAUGAAACGUUUUCUUGACAACAGAAGAAGUGAAAUUUCACACCCGAUUUAUGUUUCAGGAUCGCGUUUGGCGUAAUACUAGGCGCAGGCACGCAGGGCUUUAUGACGGAGCUCUACGACAAUCAGUGCUUCAACAAGGAGGGAAUGACGAUGGUACUAGCUCUUUUAAGUGUAAAUGUAUUUUCUGACCACGGUUUUUUAACAAGGAGGAGCUGUUAUGUGUAGAGGAAUGCCUUGCAACGUCAACAAUUAUUCUUCUACAUUCAUUGUUCAGGUCCAAGCAACGGGGCAAUAUCUUGUGAGUUUCGUCGUUUCAGAGGUGAUUUCGGCGCUGAUCUCUCUUAUUCUGGCACCAAUAUCAGCGUACUAUGGGGGAAAGCUCAUUGGUGUGCCAUACGUGAAAUCCUGA